AUGUUCUGCCGUGACACUUUGACCAUGUAUCAUGUAGUCUUCGUUGUGGUAGUAACUUGGUAUUGCAUCCUUGUAGAAAUGACUGGUGCAGAAAAUAUAGUUUUGGGGGCUCUGAGUGGCACUGAUGAGGCCAGGCUGAUAGUGGUGAAGACUGCACUAGUGUCUGUCUGUGACAAGGCAGGCUUAGACGUCUUGGGGAAAUGCUUGGCGAGCUACGGUGUCAAGAUACUCUCCACGGGAGGAACCGCUAAGAAGAUGGAGGAACUGGGCUACUCCGUAAUGGAUGUUAGCGAUUAUACCGGAAGUCCCGAAAUCCUGGAUGGCGAGUCAAAACCUUGCCUUACGUAA
This is a messenger RNA of Perkinsus marinus ATCC 50983, 348 nucleotides long. RefSeq names its product bifunctional purine biosynthesis protein, putative. Lineage: Eukaryota; Perkinsozoa; Perkinsida; Perkinsidae. Bases 1 to 348 code for a protein of 115 amino acids. Gene Ontology annotation, biological process: 'de novo' IMP biosynthetic process. Gene Ontology annotation, molecular function: IMP cyclohydrolase activity; phosphoribosylaminoimidazolecarboxamide formyltransferase activity. The record is from RefSeq and is a predicted model, not a curated record. Gene Ontology annotation, cellular component: cytosol. The transcript is spliced from 2 exons.